Geodia barretti is the source of this 1055-nucleotide messenger RNA. The record is from the annotation of a GenBank genome assembly. Lineage: Eukaryota; Metazoa; Porifera; Demospongiae; Tetractinellida; Geodiidae.
AGCGCAGUGUGGUAAUUACCCGCAACGUCGCGGACCGGUAAUAAAACGAGCCGCGCAGCUCAGCUACGUAUUCAGCACGGGGCGCAAUCUUUCCACGGAGCAGCUGAGACCGUAGCAAAAGCAUCGACAAGAUGAGAAUGGCUAGUUUCGCGGAGAACCAGGGAUCACGGGUGUUUCACCUUAUGAUGAUCUUACCUGCGGGGUUCCUUCUCCUCCUCCUCUCCCUCAUCUCUCUCAGCACACUGGCCCACACCAACAACGAAUUUCUUGACAAAUACGAGGAAAACGAGCCAAAUGGAGACGCAAACUGCAUCUUCUACGCCGAGAGUGAAGACAAUCGACUGAAGUUUCAGGAGGGCGAUUCGUGCGCGUUUUCGGUGGCGGGAGGCGGGGUAUUAGUAGCUUUGGCCGUCGCGUUCACCGUCGUCCUCGUGGUGAAGGCGAUCUUCGGGAUCAGUGUGUGAGUUUUGCAAGUUCAUGUGCUGUUCUAGUCGCAUGAUCCGAGAUCAUUUUUCUCCACGCGGUUUGUGGAUAAGGGCUGUGGUUUCUCUGUAUUCAGGUUUAGCCUGACAGCACUGAUAGAGCUGGGGAUGUCUGCAGCUGGUGCACUGUGGGCCCUCAUUGUGGCCUCCAUUAUCACUGCCGGCCUCAACAAGACCUGUCAGGCCUAUCGUGAUACCUAUGAGGACUUCGGUUUCGAUAAAUUCCCUUGCUGCUCUUUCUAUUACUCUUCCAACUCCGACACCGGGGAUGAGGAUUAUAUGUUCUUCUAUGAGGAGCUCAAUACAUCAAAGAUCACCGCCUGGAUUGCUAUGGUACUGUUGCUGGUACUAGCUGGAGUCUACACUUUUAUCAUCAUUCGUUACUUCUUCGGCAGCAGCAAAAUCACCAGCAGCAAGAGCGAUCCUACCACAGCGAAGACAAACCCCAUCUAAUUGUGACCACAAACAAUACACCAAUUAAAUCAAUAAAACACUGCACUAGAUAAUAGUAAUAGUGUGUGAGGCAAAUAUUUUUUUUAUUGUUAACUCCAAAUAUAACGUGCUUCAAAACGG